Molecule: messenger RNA, 312 nt
Organism: Menidia menidia (Atlantic silverside)
Lineage: Eukaryota; Metazoa; Chordata; Actinopteri; Atheriniformes; Atherinopsidae
Source: the annotation of a GenBank genome assembly
AUGGUUCGGACGGCCUUCAUCCAGGACGAGUUCAGCCGACUCGUUCUCCUCAGCGACCGGGCGCACGGCGUCUCCAGCCAAUCCGACGGAGAGAUCGAGGUGAGGAGAAACAAAACCCCAAACGCACAGAACGGGACAAACACACAACCAGGCCACAAACACACACCAGAACCCAAAAAGAAGAAAAGGAAAGGAAAGAAAAGAAAAGAACAGCCCCCCCCCUUCCCGCCCGGAGCAGACGGCCUGCGUUCCGUCAAGGCCUCCAAAAAUUCCUCGACUUUCCCAGAAUUCCCUCUCGGAGCCAAGCCGUAG